This is a messenger RNA of Racocetra fulgida, 1437 nucleotides long. Lineage: Eukaryota; Fungi; Glomeromycota; Glomeromycetes; Diversisporales; Gigasporaceae. The record is from the annotation of a GenBank genome assembly.
AUGAGUAAUUUAAAAAUAUUUGCUUUGGGUGGUUUACACGAAGUAGGAAAAAAUUGUUAUUGUAUUGAGAAAAGUGAGGACUUAAUUAUUGUGGAUUACGGAGUCUUAUUUAUCAAUAAUAAUAACUUAGCGGAUGGGGCUAUACCGGAUUUUACUUAUUUACAAGAAAAUAGUCAGAAAAUUAAAGGUCUGUUUAUCACUCACGCUCACGAGGACCACAUUGGCGGGAUACCUUAUUUGCUACAAUUUCUUCCUCCUAUUCCUAUUUAUGGCUCGGAAUUUUCGAUUUCUUAUUUAAAACAGAAGUUAGGAGUUAGAAAUAAGAACCGGCUAAUAAUAUUUUCUGAUGAUACUAUUAUUCGCACUAAUGAAUUUCGCAUUAGUUUUUUCCGGGUAACUCACUCCAUACCUGGCUCUUUUGGUCUUAUUGUCGAAGUAAUAGCCGACCAAUCUCGCUUGGUGUUAACGGGCGAUUUUAAGUUUGAUUGGUGGAAAGAAACCGGAGAAAAAACUGACCUAGCCAAGUUAGCCGAAGUAGGAAAAAAAGGAGUAGACUUAUUAUUAAGCGAGUCAACUAAUGCGGAAAUAGAGGGAAAUACCCCUUCGGAAAUUAGAGUAAUCAAGCGUUUGGAAAGUAUUAUUACGGAAGCCUCCGGGCGAGUAAUUAUUACUUCUUUUGCUUCUAAUGUUUACCGGUUAAAAAAAGUCAUUGAAAUUGCCCAAAAAACUCAGAAAAAAAUUGCUUUACUGGUUUUUUUGCCGGCCGCCUCGAUUAGCAAAAUUCGGAAAAAUAAAUUAAUUAUUUUUUGCACGGGUUCCCAGGGGGAAGAAAAAGCCGUUUUAAGCCUUGAACCAGGCGAUACCAUUAUUCUAACUUCUUCUCCGAUUAUGGAUAAUCGACUGAACGUGGAAAUAGUCAGUAACAAACUUUUUGCCCUCGGAGCCCAAAUUUACGAAAAUAGCAAGGAAGACCUAUUGCAUGCUUCCGGACAUGCUUGCCAAGAAGACUUAAAAUUAAUGCUCAAACUAGUUAAUCCAACUUACUUAAUGCCUAUCCACGGUGAUUUUCGGAUGCUGAAAAAUCACGGCUACUUGGCUGAAGAAUUGGGGGUGGCGGCUACAAAUGUUUUUGUUUGUGCUAACGGGGAGGUGGUUGAAGCCCGAGAAAAGAAGUUUUUUCUUUCGGGUGAGAAAAUUGCCGCUACUCCCCAUUACAUUUUUGACAAGAAAUUGGUGCCAGCCAAAGAAAUGAAUAAUAGUCUAAAACUGAGGGAAAGAAUGGCACGAGGCGGAGUAGUCUUAAUCGUGAUUUUUCGGCCACCAGGAGAGGAAAAACUAACCGAAUUGCCUUAUAUUUUCACUUACGGAUUUAUCAAUAUGGAAAAAAAUCAGGAGACUAUAAAAAAUUACACCGAAGACCAAUUAUUAAAAGAUUGA